Messenger RNA from Exophiala viscosa, 931 nucleotides. Its product is annotated as Glyoxalase/Bleomycin resistance protein/Dihydroxybiphenyl dioxygenase. NCBI's taxonomy places the organism in Eukaryota, Fungi, Ascomycota, Eurotiomycetes, Chaetothyriales, Herpotrichiellaceae. The record is from RefSeq and is a predicted model, not a curated record. The coding region runs from base 284 to 877 and encodes 197 amino acids. The transcript has a single exon.
GUAUUCUGAUGUGGGGAGCCUGAGACGUCAGCAAAUCCUGGCCUAGCCCGAAGAAGAUUCCGGGGGCCUUAGGCGCAUCGGUCUCGGCCUCGGGGUAAGAUGACGUGCAGGUCCUGACUGUCUGAAAAGCAUUAAGUAUCCCUAAAGCCACUCGUACUUUAGGCCCACGAAGCUGGAGGCCUGCUUCCUUCCCCGCAGCAUAUUUACUGUCCAUUCAACAUCGAACUACACUGGAUGAUUACCACCGGGUUCUCAAAAGAAACACAACAAUAACGACUCAAAUAUGGGUUCUCUCGGACAUACUGACUUUGAUGACGUCGGCACGAAAGUGCUGAGCCCGUCCACGCUGGCGCACGUCGUCCUCCGUACUGGCAAUUUCCAGAAAAUGGUCGACUUCUACCUAAACUUCCUGGGAGGCACGGUCACAUACGGCAACGAUUUCAUCUCAUUUAUCACAUACGACGAGGAACAUCAUCGUAUCGCACUCAUCGGCAUACCUGGUACGGGACCCAAAGUCCCUACGAGUGCUGGGAUGGAACACAUCGCUUUCACGUUUCCUACGUUGUCGGCACUCCUUUUAGCAUAUCGACAACGCAAAGCUCGUGGCAUUCCACCAGCCUGGUGUGUUAACCACGGACCCACGACAUCCAUCUACUACAAGGACCCCGACGGCAAUAUGCUCGAAACGCAGGUCGACAAUUUCGACACCAUCGAAUCAGCCAAUGAGUUUAUGACCGGUAAAUACUUCGCCGAAAAUCCCAUCGGCACGGAUUUUGAUGCGGAAGAGCUCAUUCAGAAGAUCAAGGAUGGAGUGCCGGACGCGGACCUGAAGAAACGUGUUGAAAUUGGGCCGAGAGGGCUGCCCUCUGACUUCUAGAUAGAUGGACGCAGCAUGGGAAGCAUGCACAGGACUUCACUUUCGCCUUGAAGC